Messenger RNA from Zygosaccharomyces rouxii, 3111 nucleotides. RefSeq names its product drug-responsive transcription factor PDR1 (gene PDR1). The record is from RefSeq and is a predicted model, not a curated record. Gene Ontology annotation, biological process: positive regulation of transcription from RNA polymerase II promoter by galactose; DNA-templated transcription. Gene Ontology annotation, molecular function: DNA-binding transcription factor activity, RNA polymerase II-specific; RNA polymerase II cis-regulatory region sequence-specific DNA binding; zinc ion binding. The transcript has a single exon. The coding region runs from base 1 to 3111 and encodes 1036 amino acids. Gene Ontology annotation, cellular component: nucleus. Lineage: Eukaryota; Fungi; Ascomycota; Saccharomycetes; Saccharomycetales; Saccharomycetaceae.
AUGGAAUCUGGUAGAGUGAGAAGACCAAGAAAUAAAGUCAAUAGGGCUUGUUACAAUUGUCGUAGACGUAAGAUUAAGUGUACUGGUAAAUACCCAUGUUCAAGCUGUGAAGCCUAUCAGUGUGAAUGUCUCUAUUUUCCUGGUUAUGUACCUACCAAGAGCAAUACCAGUACCAAUGGCAAUACAAACGUUAAUGCAAAGGCUGACGAUAAUAGUUGGAAAUUACCUAUAGAAAAUCCACAACCAAACAAACUGCAAAGUAAUGAAAGUUCAUCUUCGACUGGCAGGUCAAGUAGCACCGCAGAUGGUUCUGGUAAAACACCAACUUCAUCAUUCAAUUCUAAUCAAACCGAUGAAGAUGAGUUGAUUCAAGAUUGGGAAGCAGGUGAAUUAGCAUCAAUGCCACCUAUUGAACUCAACGGUGGUAGUGUUGGUUUCUAUAAGGAUGAUAUUGAAUUUCAGAAAAAAUUAUCAAACUUACAACAGUGCUUGAAACAGCUUAAAUCUAUACCCAAUCCAAAUGAACAGAUAAAGGAAAUCAUCAAUAGCAUUAAUGUUCAAGUAGAUACAUUGGUUAGUGACUGGGAGCCAGAAUAUGAUGUUAAGGAAUAUAAUAAAGUUUUAAAGAAUGAUGGUGAAAGUAUGAAAUCAAUCGAAACACAUUUAAUGAAGAAUAAAUAUGCAGAUCAAGUUGCAUUAACAAGUUUUGCAGUUUGGACCGAUACUAGUAAGUCUGAAAAAAAUGGUAUACCAGCAUCGUCCUUUUUAGCAAACCAACCGUUAGUGGAUGAUAUGUUUGGAUUAUAUUCCCCUGUACAAGCGUUAUCCCUCAGAGGUAUUGGUCAUUUGUUUCAAAGAUGUGUAAAACUGGCCACGUCAACUGAAAAAACUGUUCAGAUGAAAAGUAAUCUUUACCUAUUACUUAGAUUUUUUGAUAUUUGCAUUGAUCAUUUUAACCAGAGUUGCGUUUCAAUAGCUAAUCCCUUAGAAAGUUACCUUCAAAGAAAAUCUUUACUACUAUCAAGUCCCAAUACAACAUCUUCUGUGUCGAGUCGUAACAGUGCUAAUAGUAAGGAUUUAAUUGGUGUCCUCAUAAACCGACUACCACAACCUUUUACUCAAAAUGUUACUUCCAUUGACAAUAAAAAACUAUUGGACUCAAUGCAUGAUGAUUUCGAUAUGUUUAGCUUAUUGCUGAAAAUGUUUGAUGAUCACAAAAAAGGGUUUGAGUCCCUAAUGAUAAAGAUUACCGCUAACCCAGGACAUUUAACAAUGUUUGCACCCAAAAUGUCUACAGCUGAUAUUCAAGAUUUUAUCUGGUAUUGUGAACAAGAAGAAUUGUUGGUAGCACUGUCUUACAGUUAUUAUAAUUCCACAUUGUAUCACUUUGAUGAAUUUUCAAGGAGUUUAGAGUAUUUCGAUCUUUUACUAUCAUUAAUCGAUAAACAGGUAUGGCUCCAUGAAAAAUACGGAUUUGAAAAAGUACUUGACGUUGCAACUAGUUAUGCUACUGGGUUAGGGUUAUCGCGUUGGGAAUUCUAUGUUGGAUUAGAUGAACUUACGGCGGAGAGACGCAGAGAAAGUUGGUGGAAAUAUUACUGUAUUGAAAAACAACACAAUUUCUUUACUGGAAUCCUUUCAUCUAUCAAUGAUAGUAAGAUGAAUUGCCUAUUGCCACGAGUGUUUCGGGAUGCAGGAUUUUCUGAUCAUAGGCAUUUUGUCUCCAAUGUUCAUUUGACUGUCAAUAAUCCUGUAUUCCACUCAAUGGCUUUGAAUGAUUUAGCUUUCUAUGGGGAAUGUGCGGUUUGUCAAGUCAUAAGUGAAUUUUAUGGGGGGACUUUAUACGAAGAACGUUAUACCUCCAUUAAAAACACAGCAAAACCACCAUUUGUCAAAUAUUGUCUGUUGGAAGAAGUGUUGAGAGAUACUGAUAUGUUAAAAACGAAAUUACAGGCAAUCAAGAUUCAAACUAAGAGGCUGUACGACAUUGCGUACUCAAAAAAUGAAUAUGAAGGUGACAGUGUCUGCAGACAAGAUAAAGUCUUGGCAGUUAAGCACGUUUUAUUACAAGGUUGUCUGUUAUUUUAUGUCUCAAGCGCUGUUAAUAAUUUAAUCUCAAGACUUCGAGUACAUUCAGACCAAUCGAAUGUGAGAUCUAGGGAAAACGAAUAUAGGGAAAUCCUUCGGGAGGAGUACAUCAAUAUGACCAAGUUGAUGUUAUCGCUGGAAGAUGACUACUCAGUCAGCCGUGCAUUUGGGCACUAUAGUCACGUCUUCCUUAUGGUUGUUUCAGGAUCUUUUUCUGGUUGUCGCUUUGAGCCUACAAUAGAUGAAGUGGUAAUGGUACUGAGGUUAUUUAGAAGACUAAGGGAUAUAUCAAUUUACCGUGAAAAUAAAGAUCAGGAUACCAUUAGAAAUAGCAAGGCAUACAGCGAUUUCCUUCAGUUGUGCACCUUUGUGAGUAUCCUAACUAACAGCUUGUUACAGAGUUAUAUGUUUCUAAAUGAUUUGACCAAGGAGCAACUUUUCACAGUGUUAGCCGACGCUGCUCCAGAGCUGCAAGGUUUGGUUCCUUUAAUCUUAAAUCCUAAAUCUGAGAUCUAUAGACAUUUGAUGGAGCCGGUACAAGAAUCUGGUGUUCAUACGAAUGUAAAGAAAAUGUUGGAAAAGGGACAAAAAUUUCCAAAUAAAAAACGUGUUUAUCCUAAGACGGCAGUUCAAUCAUUAUCUCCCAGUAAUAAGAAUUCUCCAGAGGUCCAGUCAUUCCCAUUUGCUCAAGCUGAUAUACCCGUAUGUCAAAAGGCACGUGAUGGUCUUUCCCCCGGAAGAAAUAUGGCAACUCCAGUGGAUGCAUUACUUAAUAGCGAUGUGCCUGGCGGAACCAUUAUCAAUGAACGUCCGAAUGGUUCUCCUGAUUAUGGUUUCCAACCUAUGUUUGGUGCUGGUGAUGGUUCCAACAAAUUUAAUUUGGGUACUGUAGAUGAAUUUGUGCACAAGGGUGAUUUAAACGACUUAUAUACUACCCUUUGGAGUGAUCUCUAUUCGGAUGAAUCUGGUCAAUCUAUUCUGGCACUCAAUAAUUUUGCACCAGACCUUGGCGAUCAGAACUAA